AGUUGGGGCUGGUGUCAACUGAUUUACUGCAGUGGCGGCGGCGGCGGCGGCGGCACCGGCACCUUGCAGUCUCAGUGGGGAGACGGCGGCUGGAUAGCGCUUGGCGCCCCACGGGUUAUCCAAGCAGGAUCUGCGCACCCCGCAUCCUCGGUAGUUCCGCCCUAUCCUUGUCCUCCUUGGCUGGGGCGCCCACCGGCGGUCUGACAGGCUGCAUCGCGGCAUGAGGUGAAGCUGUGACAGGUUUGAAAACACAAUGGCAGGAAACAGCCUUGUUCUACCCAUUGUUCUUUGGGGUCGAAAAGCGCCCACACAUUGCAUCUCAGCGGUACUUUUAACAGAUGAUGGGGCCACAAUCAUAACAGGAUGCCACGAUGGACAAAUAUGUCUCUGGGAUCUUUCAGUAGAACUGGAAAUUAAUCCUCGAGCACUGUUGUUUGGUCAUACAGCGUCAAUCACUUGUUUGUCUAAAGCUUGUGCUUCCAGUGACAAACAGUAUAUUGUGAGUGCAUCUGAAAGUGGAGAGAUGUGCCUCUGGGAUGUGAGUGAUGGCAGAUGUAUUGAAUUUACAAAAUUAGCUUGCACACAUACUGGCAUACAGUUCUACCAGUUCUCUGUUGGGAAUCAGCAAGAAGGAAGGCUUUUAUGCCAUGGACAUUACCCUGAAAUCCUUGUUGUGGAUGCUACCAGCCUUGAAGUAUUAUACUCCUUAGUAUCAAAGAUAUCACCAGACUGGAUUAGCUCCAUGAGUAUUAUUCGAUCCCACCGAACACAAGAGGACACGGUGGUAGCACUCUCGGUGACUGGCAUCCUGAAGGUCUGGAUUGUUACCUCGGAAAUAAGUGACAUGCAGGAUACUGAGCCAAUAUUUGAGGAGGAAUCCAAACCAAUUUAUUGUCAGAAUUGCCAAAGCAUCUCUUUUUGUGCAUUUACACAAAGGUCACUUUUGGUUGUGUGUUCCAAAUAUUGGAGGGUGUUCGAUGCCGGAGACUAUUCCUUGUUGUGUUCAGGUCCUAGUGAAAAUGGACAGACAUGGACCGGAGGGGACUUUAUCUCAGCAGAUAAAGUCAUCAUUUGGACAGAAAAUGGGCAAAGUUAUAUUUACAAACUACCUGCCAGUUGCCUUCCAGCUAGUGAUUCAUUCCGCAGUGAUGUGGGGAAAGCAGUUGAAAAUUUAAUUCCUCCGGUACAACAUAGCCUCUUGGAUCGAAAAGAUAAAGAGUUGCUAAUUUGUCCUCCUGUUACUCGGUUCUUCUAUGGAUGCAGAGAAUAUUUCCAUAAACUAUUAAUUCAGGGUGAUUCUUCUGGAAGGUUGAAUAUUUGGAACAUAUCAGACACAGCUGAUAAACAGGAAAGUGAAGAAGGGCUGGCAAUGACAACUUCUGUUAGUUUGCAAGAGGCAUUUGAUAAGCUGAAUCCUUGUCCUGCUGGAAUUAUAGAUCAGCUGAGUGUGAUUCCCAAUAGUAAUGAACCUCUUAAAGUAACUGCAAGUGUGUACAUACCAGCACAUGGACGACUUGUUUGUGGUCGUGAAGAUGGAAGCAUCAUUAUUGUACCUGCCACACAGACGGCCAUAGUACAGCUGCUGCAAGGGGAACACAUGCUCAGAAGAGGUUGGCCACCUCACAGAACACUCCGUGGUCAUCGGAACAAAGUCACAUGUUUGCUAUAUCCUCAUCAGGUUUCAGCUCGGUAUGAUCAAAGAUACCUGAUAUCUGGAGGUGUGGAUUUUUCAGUCAUAAUUUGGGACAUAUUUUCUGGAGAAAUGAAACAUAUCUUCUGUGUUCAUGGUGGUGAGAUUACACAACUUCUAGUUCCACCUGAAAACUGUAGUGCAAGAGUACAGCACUGCAUCUGCUCUGUAGCCAGUGACCACUCAGUAGGACUUCUAAGUUUGCGAGAGAAAAAAUGCAUAAUGUUGGCAUCUCGUCACCUUUUUCCUAUUCAAGUAAUCAAAUGGAGGCCUUCUGAUGAUUACCUGGUGGUGGGGUGUUCAGAUGGUUCUGUGUACGUCUGGCAAAUGGAUACUGGUGCAUUGGAUCGUUGUGUGAUGGGGAUAACAGCAGUAGAGAUUCUAAACGCUUGUGAUGAAGCUGUUCCUGCUGCUGUUGAUUCACUUAGUCAUCCAGCAGUCAACCUAAAACAAGCUAUGACGAGACGUAGUCUUGCUGCUCUUAAAAAUAUGGCCCAUCAUAAGCUACAAACCCUUGCAACUAACCUCUUGGCUUCUGAGGCAUCUGACAAGGGAAAUUUACCUAAAUAUUCUCAUAACUCCCUGAUGGUUCAAGCAAUAAAGACAAACCUAACAGACCCGGACAUACAUGUGCUAUUCUUUGAUGUGGAAGCGUUGAUUAUUCAACUCCUGACUGAAGAAGCCUCUAGGCCGAAUACUGCGCUUAUUUCCCCAGAGAAUUUGCAAAAAGCAUCUGGCAGUUCAGACAAAGGGGGCUCUUUUUUAACUGGAAAACGAGCAGCAGUUCUCUUCCAACAAGUGAAAGAAACGAUCAAAGAGAACAUCAAGGAACACCUCCUUGAUGAUGAAGAGGAGGAUGAGGAGAUAAUGAGGCAGAGAAGGGAAGAAAGUGAUCCUGAAUAUCGGUCCAGCAAAUCAAAGCCAUUGACCCUAUUAGAAUAUAAUUUAACUAUGGACACUGCAAAGCUGUUUAUGUCCUGCCUUCACGCCUGGGGUUUGAAUGAAGUACUGGAUGAAGUUUGCCUGGAUCGCCUUGGAAUGCUGAAACCCCACUGCACAGUAUCGUUUGGCCUCUUGUCAAGAGGAGGCCAUAUGUCACUGAUGCUGCCAGGUUAUAAUCAGCCUGCUUGUAAACUGUCACACGGGAAAACAGAAGUAGGAAGGAAGCUGCCAGCGACUGAGGGAGUAGGAAAGGGAACUUAUGGAGUGUCCCGUGCCGUCACCACACAGCAUCUCCUGUCUAUCAUUUCUUUGGCAAAUACUUUAAUGAGUAUGACCAAUGCAACUUUUAUUGGUGAUCAUAUGAAGAAGGGUCCUACCAGGCCACCUAGACCAAGCACCCCAGACCUUUCUAAGGCAAGGGGUUCCCCUCCAACUUCCAGUAAUAUUGUGCAAGGACAGAUUAAACAAGAAACUGCUGUACUUCAAUUCUCUCCUCUUUACUUCUUCUCUUUUCCUCUGCAAGUCGCUGCACCUGUCGUUUCCGCUCGGUCUGAUGCUGAUCACUCUGGCUCUGACCCUGCUUCUGCUCCUGCUUUACAUACCUGUUUCUUAGUAAAUGAAGGUUGGAGUCAGUUAGCUGCUAUGCACUGUGUUAUGCUGCCAGACCUACUGGGAUUGGAUAAAUUUAGGCCUCCCCUUCUGGAGAUGCUGGCCCGAAGAUGGCAAGAUCGAUGCUUGGAGGUGAGAGAAGCCGCGCAGGCCCUGCUUCUGGCGGAACUGAGAAGAAUUGAGCAGGCAGGCAGGAAGGAAGCCAUUGAUGCCUGGGCUCCUUACUUACCUCAGUACAUAGACCACGUCAUAUCACCUGGAGUCACAUCAGAAGCCAUGCAGACUAUCACCACGGCUCCUGAUGCCUCAGGGCCUGAAGCAAAAGUCCAGGAGGAAGAGCAUGACCUUGUUGAUGAUGACAUCACCACUGGUUGCUUAUCAAGUGUCCCACAAAUGAAAAAAAUUUCUACAUCUUAUGAGGAAAGACGGAAGCAAGCUACUGCUAUUGUUUUACUUGGAGUAAUAGGAGCUGAAUUUGGUGCUGAAAUUGAACCUCCUAAACUAUUGACCAGACCUCGAAGCUCUAGCCAAAUUCCUGAGGGAUUCGGGUUGACUAGUGGUGGAUCCAACUACUCGCUGGCCAGACAUACUUGCAAGGCACUGACGUUUCUUCUGCUACAGCCUCCAAGCCCCAAACUUCCUCCACACAGCACUAUCCGAAGAACAGCCAUUGAUCUGAUUGGACGCGGGUUCACUGUUUGGGAGCCUUACAUGGAUGUGUCCGCUGUUCUGAUGGGGCUUCUCGAACUUUGUGCCGAUGCUGAGAAACAACUUGCCAACAUCACAAUGGGGUUGCCUCUGAGUCCAGCAGCUGACUCGGCCCGCUCUGCGAGGCAUGCCCUCUCGCUCAUUGCCACCGCCAGACCACCCGCCUUCAUCACCACCAUAGCCAAAGAGGUACACAGACAUACGGCUCUUGCAGCAAAUACCCAAUCACAGCAGAAUAUGCACACAACAACUCUCGCACGAGCUAAAGGGGAAAUUCUGAGAGUCAUUGAAAUUCUUAUUGAAAAGAUGCCCACAGAUGUUGUGGAUCUUCUUGUGGAGGUUAUGGACAUCAUUAUGUACUGCCUUGAAGGAUCUUUAGUUAAAAAGAAAGGUCUUCAAGAAUGUUUCCCAGCCAUCUGCAGGUUCUACAUGGUCAGCUAUUAUGAGCGGAAUCACAGAAUAGCAGUUGGAGCUCGCCAUGGUUCAGUGGCCCUGUACGACAUCCGGACUGGAAAAUGUCAGACAAUCCAUGGACACAAGGGACCAAUCACUGCAGUGGCUUUUGCUCCUGAUGGAAGAUAUCUUGCCACCUACUCAAACACUGACAGCCACAUUUCUUUUUGGCAGAUGAACACAUCACUGCUGGGAAGCAUCGGCAUGCUGAACUCAGCACCUCAGCUGCGCUGCAUUAAAACCUACCAGGUGCCCCCUGUGCAGCCUGCGUCCCCCGGCUCCCACAAUGCCCUCAAGCUGGCCCGGCUCAUCUGGACUUCCAACCGCAACGUCAUCCUCAUGGCCCAUGACGGGAAGGAGCACCGCUUCAUGGUCUAGCGCUGCUGCCUGCCGCCGUGACUGCGUUUUAGUUCUCUAAAUUAUCCAAGCCGAUGUUGCUCUGUCCUUCCUCACACCAGAUUAUUCCCAGGGGCCUGCCCACCCCAGUGCCGUCUAGGGGCGCGGCCAGGUCUUGUCACUUGUGCGUGCUUCUCGGGGGGCAGACCCGCUCGUGCCAUCUAUCAAUUCAGAGGCACGCACACAUGCUCUGCAGGAUGUGGCCAUCCUGUCACCAGGUAGUUUUUCCCUGCCAGAGAUGGGCAGGGAAAGCCAGCGGUUCCUGGGAACGCUCUUGUUGCUUGGUGCAACAGAAGCACAAAAAUCAAUAAACACUGUGAUUGCACUCCCAGCCCAGAUCAGCAUUUUUAGCCAUCUCAACCCCACCUCUGAAGUGCUGCUUCAAUCUGGCCGUUCUGGCACUGGGUGUUGAGGUCAUGUGGCAGUCCUCAUGAUUGAAAUUAUUGCCCUUUGAAUUUCCUAAAAUAUUGUUUACCAAAAAGAUUCUGUGUUUACAUGUUCUUUUCUUCUGGUGAUUGCUAGGAAAUUACUCAAUCCAAUUUCCUAGGGUUUAGCUACCGCCUUCUUUAUCAACAGCUAACCAAUUUGAGAUUCAUGAUUAAUUAUGUACACAAAAAUAUUUUCCUUGUAGAAAAUAGUUUUCCAGACAGCCUUCUGAAGUGCUCAUCUCUUGCUUAAAUGAUAGUAUAUUUAGUAGUUUAAAAUAAAAAUAAUCACUCCCUAUGAUCUAGUUAAUGUAAUUAUCCAGUCACUGUAACUAAUCUCUUGAAGGGACUUUUGUGAUAAAGAGCCAAGUUCAGAAGCAUAGCGUGUACCGAAAAUGAAGACUCUCCUAUCUACUGCUACAGAUCCUGUUGAAGAAAGAGCUUACCCCUUUCCCCUGGAAACCUUGCAAUCCUGUAGUUCCCAUAUGUGUGGCAUAUGUCAGUUAUGAAAUUAUUAUAAUUCAGCCUUCAAACUACUACUGAUCAACUAAAGGAAAGCUAAUAAGGUAUUUCUUUUAAACAAGUAUUCUGGAAAAUAAUAACUAUGGCACAAAUGUUCAGGAGUGUAUAUAAAAAUGUGUGGCUCUCAAUUUAUUUCAGCAGACAUUGCAGUGAGGGUGUUCAUUAUGCUUCUAAGUAAGCUUUAACUAGAUCACUUUCUUCUUAUGUCAGAUUGUGCUGGUUCUAGCUCAUAAUAAUGAAAAAAUAGAAUAAUAUUUUGUAUGAAUUGUUUCUAACCUUGAUCUGUAUAUACUUGUGAGGGGUUGUUUGGUUGCCUAAUUGUUAAUUGGUUGGUUAGUUGGGCAAAAUCAUUUAUUACAUGCAAAAAUAGAAAAUUAUUUGUUAAAUUCAGAGAAAAUAUGUGAAGUUUACAAAGGAACCAAAAUGAUAAUGGGAAAAUUUAGUCUUAAAAGUUUAGGUUGUCAGAGUUUAUCUAAUAUAUAAAAAAGUAGGAUCAAGGUCUAGGAACAAACAUUGGUUAUUUCACUGAAACAGAUUUUUAAAGAACAUGUUAAGAAAUUAAGACCAUUAGAUCAUCUCUUUCAUAUUGAUAUGAUGUUAUUUCCAUUGAUGGCAAAUCUAUACUGUUCCUUGGUUUUAGAGUUGGGUAUUCUUUCAAAAGUGAAUUUAGGCACAUGCAUGUACAUUGUAUUUAUAAAGAUUAUAUAUGUAGUUUCCAAGGAAGAAACAAAGACCUAUACAGUGUAGACUUUAUUUGUUUGGUGAACGUGCUGUUGUGUUUGGCAUAGCUAGAGAAAUGUAAGGUAAACUAAAAGGCUCACUUUGUUUUCCAAUGGGUCCAGAGUCUUCUGUAUACCCAACAUAUGUUUACUUUAUGAACUUAAAUGGAAAUUAAUUUAUUGUAGACUACAUCUCUAUUUGGAAUGAUGAGGUAAAUGUAUACCUUAGCAUUUUCUUUAACAAAAAUAUUCUGUGUAUCAGGAAAGAGGUGUGAGAGCGGUAGGCAGCCUGCCGCAAACACACGGAUGGCUCCCACCGCCACGAAGUUUGAGAACAAAGCCAGGGGGCCCAGAGGAGCAACAGCCCUGGGUCAUAAGCGUGGGUCGGCCUUUCACGUGUUCUGUCUGCACAGGCAACCAAGGCCAGUAGAAAGCUGUGGCUGCAAAACCCUGGGGUGGAUGAUGUUUGGUGAUUAGACAGUCAUCUCUAACUGCUAAACUAAUAUCUGCAUUCUUGUUAACAUAAAUCUCUCCUUGGCUAUUUUAAUAGCCACAGUCCCAGACUUCAUCCCAGCUUAGAUUUCUCAGCACUGAGGUCAACUCUGCAUUGUCAUCCCAGCGUACACCUUUAAUGUUUUAUUGAUUUCAUUGGCACUGUAUUUGGACCUGUCCUUGUAUAUGUAGAGGCAUAUGUGGCUUCAUUGGUAAUUUACAAGCAAAAGAUGACAUGAUGUGACACCUGUAUGAAAAUGUAAUGAUUGAACUCCCUGCGUACAGCGAGUGAAUUAAAAUGUCUGCCUCUCCAGACAUUUCUUAAUGAUUCCACUUAAUAGACUCUAUGUGUGCUGAAUGUUCCUGUGUACAUAUGUGUGUUAAAUAAAACAAUUGUAUUGAAAA
This is a messenger RNA of Nomascus leucogenys (northern white-cheeked gibbon), 7361 nucleotides long. It is a transcript of the gene WDR7, whose product is annotated as WD repeat domain 7. The transcript is spliced from 28 exons. The record is from RefSeq and is a predicted model, not a curated record. Lineage: Eukaryota; Metazoa; Chordata; Mammalia; Primates; Hylobatidae. Gene Ontology annotation, molecular function: protein binding. The coding region runs from base 254 to 4780 and encodes 1508 amino acids. Gene Ontology annotation, cellular component: cytoplasm.